AAUGGCCUCUCUUCUAAGAAAGCAACCAUUGAUAGCUUGCUUUCUCCUCCUCUUCCUCUCCCUCCUCUCUCCAUCCCUCUCCCUCACCGACACCGAAACCGCCUACAUCGGCCGUCGCCAACUCCUCCAUCUCAAAGAACACGACGAGCUCCCCGCCGAUUUCAAGCUCGAGAUCGACAUUCCCGAUACCUUCCCCAAUGAGAGGUUGAAGAAGGCCUACGUUGCCCUCCAGGCUUGGAAGGUCGCUAUUUAUUCCGACCCCGAAAACAUCACCGCCACCUGGCAGGGUGCCGACGUUUGCUCUUACACCGGCGUCUUUUGCGCCCCGGCGCUCGAUGAUGCCAACAUCAAUGUCGUCGCUGGGAUCGACUUGAAUCACUACGACAUUGCUGGGUAUCUCCCCCCGGAGCUAGGCCUGCUCACUGAUUUGGCUCUCUUCCAUAUCAACUCCAAUCGCUUUUGCGGGAUCAUCCCCACCAGCUUCAUCAAGCUUAUUCUCAUGUUUGAGUUUGAUAUCAGUAACAAUCGCUUCGUUGGAGAGUUCCCGGAGGUAGUCCUUGAGUGGCCCGAGGCGAAGUACCUCGAUCUCAGGUUCAAUGACUUUGAAGGGGAGCUUCCACCGAAGCUGUUCACUCUGGAAUUCGACGCCAUUUUCUUGAACAACAAUCGGUUCACGUCGACCAUCCCAGACACAAUCGGAAAUUCAACUGUCUCUGUUGUAUCGUUCGCGUACAAUGAGUUCCACGGAUGUAUUCCAAGCACCGUCGGGAACAUGCCGAACGUCAAUGAGAUGUUGUUCAUCGGCAACAAUAUGAGCGGCUGCUUCCCGUUGGAGUUGGGGAACAUAGCAAAUCUCACUGUGUUGGAUGUUAGCAACAAUGGGUUUGUCGGAAAAUUGCCUGAAAGUUUGUCUGAGACGACGAAAUUGGAGAUCUUGGAUGUAAGCAACAACGAGUUGACAGGGUCUGUUCCGGUAGGAAUUUGUAAGCUACCGAAAUUGGACAAUUUUACUUUCUCGUACAACUAUUUUGACUCGGCGGAUCCGACGUGCAUGGAGGAUAAGAAUGUGAACAAGAUUUUUGAUUAUGAUCAGAAUUGUUUACCGAAUCAGCCCGACCAGAGGGAUGCCGAGAAGUGUGCGUCUGUGGUGAAGAAGACAGUGGAUUGUGGAAGUUGUGGGUCUGGUUCUCCACCCACUCAAGAUGAUUCUUUUGAUCAGUCUCCAUCACCAAGGACGAGGGCACCACCACCGGAGCAAACGAUCGAGGCUGGGGCGCCGCCACCGGAGCAAACGAUCGAGGCUGGGGCGCCGCCGCCGGAGCAAACGAUCGAGGCU
Molecule: messenger RNA, 1336 nt
Organism: Momordica charantia (bitter melon)
Lineage: Eukaryota; Viridiplantae; Streptophyta; Magnoliopsida; Cucurbitales; Cucurbitaceae
Molecular function (GO): protein binding
Source: RefSeq, a predicted model, not a curated record